Messenger RNA from Stegostoma tigrinum, 6959 nucleotides. Its product is annotated as heat shock 70 kDa protein 1A-like. The record is from RefSeq and is a predicted model, not a curated record. Gene Ontology annotation, molecular function: ATP hydrolysis activity; ubiquitin protein ligase binding; misfolded protein binding. Gene Ontology annotation, cellular component: blood microparticle; cytoplasm; vesicle. The transcript has 2 exons. Gene Ontology annotation, biological process: cellular response to unfolded protein; protein refolding. NCBI's taxonomy places the organism in Eukaryota, Metazoa, Chordata, Chondrichthyes, Orectolobiformes, Stegostomatidae. The coding region runs from base 154 to 3975 and encodes 1273 amino acids.
CUAUGAUUUGCUACAACUGCUGGACGUUCGACAGGAACGUUCCCGAACACUGCCCUCUAUCUGCAAAUAAGCAACUGGUCGGUGUCAACGGCGGCAGAAGGAGCGUUAGCCUGGUGCAGUUAGUCACGGAUGGCCGUCCCGAGAUAGGAAAUCAUGCCAGCAGCCAUUGGUAUUGACCUGGGUACCACCUACUCCUGUGUCGGGGUCUUCCAGCAUGGCAAGGUGGAGAUCAUCGCCAAUGACCAGGGCAACCGCACCACCCCCAGCUACGUGGCCUUCAAUGACACUGAGAGGCUCAUCGGAGAUGCUGCCAAGAACCAGGUAGCCCUGAACCCACAGAAUACCAUCUUUGAUGCCAAGAGGCUCAUCGGAAGGAGGUUUGAUGACCCAGUCGUGCAGUCUGAUAUGAAGCACUGGCCCUUCCAGGUGGUGAAUGAUGGAGGGAAGCCUAAGGUCAGGGUUGAAUAUAAAGGCGCCAGUAGAUCUUUUUACCCCGAGGAAAUCUCUUCCAUGGUGCUGACCAAGAUGAAGGAGACAGCAGAGGCUUACCUGGGACACACUGUCAGUAAUGCUGUUAUCACGGUGCCUGCUUACUUCAAUGACUCCCAGCGCCAGGCAACCAAAGACGCCGGGGUGAUCGCUGGCCUCAAUGUCCUCCGUGUUAUCAAUGAGCCAACGGCAGCUGCCAUUGCCUAUGGCCUGGACAAGAAGGGCAGAGGAGAACACAAUGUUCUCAUCUUUGACUUGGGGGGUGGCACCUUUGACGUGUCUAUCCUCUCCAUUGACGAUGGUAUCUUUGAAGUGAAAUCGACAGCGGGCGACACCCACUUGGGAGGAGAGGACUUUGAUAAUCGCAUGGUCAAUCACUUCAUUGAGGAGUUCAAGCGUAAAUACAAGAAGGACAUCAGUCAGAACAAGAGGGCGGUGAGGAGGCUGAGGACAGCCUGUGAAAGAGCCAAGAGAACCCUGUCUUCCAGCACACAAGCCAGUAUUGAAAUUGACUCUCUGUAUGAAAGCUUAGACUUCUACACCUCCAUCACCAGGGCUCGGUUUGAGGAACUCAAUACCGACCUGUUCAGAGGCACUCUGGAACCAGUGGAGAAAGCUCUGAGAGAUGCCAAGUUGGACAAGUCACAGAUCCAUGACGUUGUCUUGGUUGGGGGCUCCACCCGCAUUCCCAAGAUCCAGAAACUGCUGCAAGAUUUCUUCAGUGGCAAGGAGCUGAACAAGAGCAUCAAUCCUGAUGAGGCUGUGGCCUAUGGGGCAGCUGUUCAAGCAGCUAUUCUGAUGGGGGACAAGUCCGAGAAUGUUCAGGACCUACUUCUCCUGGAUGUUGCUGCCCUGUCAUUGGGUCUCGAGACAGCAGGAGGUGUCAUGACUGCACUCAUCAAGCGCAAUACCACCAUUCCCACCAAGCAGACCCAGAUCUUCAGCACCUACUCUGAUAACCAGCCUGGUGUGCUUAUUCAGGUGUAUGAAGGAGAGCGAGCCAUGACCAAAGACAACAAUCUCCUGGGGAAAUUUGAAUUGAGUGGCAUUGCUCCUGCCCCUCGUGGUGUGCCACAGAUCGAGGUCACCUUUGAUAUCGAUGCCAAUGGCAUCUUGAAUGUCUCUGCCAUUGAUAAGAGCACUGGCAAAUCGAACAAGAUCACUAUCAGCAAUGACAAGGGCAGGCUGAGUAAGGAGGAGAUUGAGAGGAUGGUGCAGGAAGCAGAAAGUUACAAAGCCCAAGAUGAUAUGCAACACAAAAAAGUCUUGGCUAAAAACUCCCUAGAGUCAUAUGCAUUCAACAUGAAGAAUUCAGCAGAGGAAGAAAAAAUAAGCAGCAAGAUUAGUGAGGAAGACAAGAAGAAGGUAACUGAAACCUGUAACCAAGCAAUAUCCUGGCUGGAGACACACCAGGAUGCAGAGAAGCAUGAGUAUGAAGAUCAACUGAAGAAGUUGGAGAAUAUCUGCAACCCCAUUAUUGCCAAGUUAUAUCAGGGAGAUGUGCCUGUUGGCUUCGGUGACCAGGCUGGUAAAGGAAAUGCCUUUAGUGGCCCAACAAUUGAGGAAAUGGCAAGCAGGGGGACAGCCAUUGGUAUUGACCUGGGCACCACCUACUCCUGUGUCGGGGUCUUCCAACAUGGCAAGGUGGAGAUCAUCGCCAAUGACCAGGGCAACCGCACCACCCCCAGCUACGUGGCCUUCAAUGACACCGAGAGGCUCAUUGGAGAUGCUGCCAAGAACCAGGUAGCUCUGAACCCACCCAACACCAUCUUUGAUGCCAAGAGACUCAUUGGCAGGAAAUAUAAUGACCCGGUUGUCCAGUCUGACAUGAAGCACUGGCCCUUCCAGGUGGUGAAUGAUGCAGGGAAGCCAAAGGUCAAAGUCGAGUACAAGGGUGAAGAUAAGACCUUUUACCCUGAGGAAAUCUCUUCUAUGGUGCUGACCAAGAUGAAGGAGAUCGCUGAGGCCUACCUAGGCUACACUGUCACUAAUGCUGUUAUCACAGUACCUGCUUAUUUCAAUGACUCCCAGCGCCAGGCAACCAAAGAUGCUGGUGUGAUCGCUGGUCUCAAUGUCUUACGGAUCAUUAAUGAGCCAACAGCAGCUGCCAUUGCCUAUGGCCUGGACAAGAAGGGCAGAGGAGAACGCAAUGUUCUCAUCUUUGACCUGGGGGGUGGCACCUUCGAUGUGUCUAUUCUCACCAUUGACGAUGGUAUCUUUGAAGUGAAAUCGACGGCAGGUGACACCCACUUGGGUGGAGAGGACUUUGAUAACCGCAUGGUCAAUCACUUCAUUGAUGAGUUCAAACGUAAAUACAGAAAGGAGAUCAGUGACAACAAGAGGGCAGUGAGGAGGCUGAGGACAGCCUGUGAAAGAGGCAAGAGAACCCUGUCUUCCAGCACACAAGCAAGUGUUGAGAUUGACUCUUUGUAUGAAGGCAUUGACUUCUACACCUCCAUCACCAGGGCUCGGUUUGAAGAACUGAAUAUCGACCUGUUUAGAGGCACUCUGGAACCCGUGGAGAAAGCUCUCAGAGAUGCCAAAUUGGAUAAAGCUCAAGUUAAUGAUAUAGUCCUGGUUGGAGGCUCCACCCGCAUCCCCAAGAUCCAGAAAUUGCUGCAAGAUUUCUUCAAUGGCAGAGAUUUAAAUAAGAGCAUCAAUCCUGAUGAGGCUGUGGCCUAUGGGGCAGCUGUUCAAGCAGCUAUUCUGAUGGGGGACAAGUCUGAGAAUGUCCAAGAUCUACUGCUACUGGAUGUUACUCCGCUAUCAUUGGGUCUGGAGACAGCAGGAGGUGUCAUGACCACACUCAUCAAGCGUAACACCACCAUUCCCACCAAGCAGACACAGAUCUUUACCACAUAUUCUGACAGUCAACCUGGUGUUUUGAUCCAAGUAUAUGAAGGAGAGAGAGCAAUGACUAAGGACAACAACCUCUUGGGCAAAUUCGACCUCAGUGGGAUCCCUCCUGCGCCACGUGGUGUACCACAGAUUGAGGUCACCUUUGAUAUUGAUGCAAAUGGCAUCUUGAAUGUGUCAGCUGUGGACAAGAGCACUGGCAAAGAGAGCAAAAUCACCAUCACUAAUGACAAGGGCAGAUUGAGUAAGGAGGAGAUUGACAGGAUGGUGCAGGAAGCAGAAAGAUACAAAGGACAGGAUGAUAUGCAGCGUGAGAAAAUUGCAGCCAAGAAUUCCCUGGAGUCAUAUGCAUUCAACAUGAAGAGUUCAGUGGAGGAAGAGAAAACGAAAGGCAAGAUCAGUGAGGAAGACAAGAACAAAGUCAUUGAAAAGUGUAACCAGGCCAUAUCUUGGCUGGAGGCAAACCAAGCAGCAGAGAAGGAGGACUUUGAGCAGCAAUUGAAAGAUUUAGAAAAAGUAUGCAAACCCAUCAUUGCCAAACUCUACCAGGGAGGUAUGCCUGAAGGGCCAUUCUCAGAACAAGUCAAAAAGGACCCUUCUGGUGGACCAACAAUUGAAGAAGUUGAUUGAAACUUUAACUGUCUUGAAUGUAAUAUCUUUUUCAGUUGGUCUCUCUUCUCCCCCAACCUCCCUGAAUUUGCAGCUGUCCUUUAGAAUGUUUGUGUCCUUCGUAAAUCCAGCUGAUUUGGACAGUGUUUGCGUGGUUCGAUAAAUGAUUGCAUACAUUUCCAAUGUUUAGGUGUUUGGAUGGUGGCAAUUAAACGUGUCAAUGGUGAUUUUUUUUCUGCAAACUGUUUCCUGUAUGUUUUGUACAUUGAGUGCUUUAUGUUCCUUUAGCUGGUAAUGGAGGCAAAGAGCAUUCUCAGUGCUUUCUUAGUUUUCUGCAUAACUACAAGGAUGCACCAUAUGAUUCAGAGAUUCAGUCACUUGUCAUUAAUCCUGAGAUAUUAAUGUUAGGACAGGUUAUACUUGCAGUUAAGCUAGUCAGCUAUCUUUUUUUGUCAUGUAGAACACACGAAGAAUUAACCUGAGAUGUAGUUGGAAUACUGUUCCCUUAUAAUAAACAACAUAGAUUCCAUUUUCAUAUGGGCCAUGAAAAGGUGACAUUACAAGAAUUGGCAGUCUUUGCAGACUUAAUUUGCAUGCAACUACUGGGGAAAAUAAUCACAUCUAAAAAUCUUUGUUGGAAAAUGCAUAACAUCCGAGCAGUAGCUAUAAAUAUUAGUUUCUCUCCGUGUACGACCAAUUUUCAGAUGAUGUCCUCUGUACUCCACAAAAAGCUUGUAUAACAAUUUGAAUGAUUUCUUACUCUAAACAUGAAUGCUAAAUUCUAUUGUAUAAUAUCGCUGUAACCUUAGGGUUUGUUUUUACUUUGUGAUCAUGUAUUAAACUUGCCUCAUUAUACAUUACUGUACCCAAAAUAACUUAAUUCUAAUUGGAUGUAGAACAUAUAAUUUUAGAAAACUAUCCUUGUGACUUCCUCUGGCAACUUGAUUUUCUCAAACUACAUGAAAUUUAAAGUCACCCGUGAUAAACAUACUGUCUUUUUUUACAGGCUCUUAUUUUCUCCCUGAUCUAUUCUCUGUCCUAAAGAAAAGCUGCUAGUGGGUUUGUAGACUACUCCCAGCAGCAGCAUUUUCCCAUUGUUAUUUCUUUAGCCUCCACUUAUAUGGAUUAUACAGCACGAGUUUCCAAGAUCAUUUCUUGUUAUUUGUACUUAUUGCAUCUAAACCAAUAACAAAGCUAUCCCAUGGGUCUUCCUGCAUGUCUUUCUGAAUAAUCACAUACCCCACUAUAUAGUUCCCAGCUUUAUAAAAACAUUUCCAUAAUGUCCAUGGGAUCACACUCAUUCAUCUCUAUUUGUGCCAUUAAUUCAUUAAUUUUGUUCUCAAUACUUAGCAGUAUACCUAAAAACAAAUGGUGGCUCAGUGGUUAGCAUGGCUGCCUUGCAGGCCUAGGGACAUGGAUUCCAUUCCACCCUUGGGCAACUGUCUGUGUGGAGCUUGCACAUUCUCCCUGCGUCUGCAUUAGUUUCUUCCCACAGUCCAAAGAUGUGCAGAUUAGGUGGGCUGGCCAUGCUAAGUUGCCUGUAGUGUUCAGGGAUGGGUAGCAUAGGUGCGUUAUAGGGGGAUGGCUCUUGAUGGGAUGCUCCAAGGGUCAGUGUGGACCUGUUGUGCUGAAGGGCCUGUUUUCACACUGUAGGGAUUCUAUGAUUCAAACUCUGUUUGCACACUAUAAAAUCUUCACUGACUGUCAGUGCUCCAUUGCAAUGAGUUAAAAAGUUAGUUAAAGCAGAAAGAUUUUUAAAAAAUUCACCUGUGGGACCUGGGUGUCGCUGGCUGGGCCAACAUUCAGUGCCUGCCCUUGACUAGGUGGUGGUGAUCUAACUUCUUGAACAACUGCAGUCCACAUGCCAUAGGCAGACUCUCAAUGCCGUUUGGGACAGAUUUCCAGGAUUUUGACCGAGCAACACCGAAGGAGUGGCAAUAUAUUUCCAAGUCAGGAUGGUGAAUAGUUCAGAAGUAACUUACAAAUGUUGGUGUUCCCAUGUAUCUACUGCCCUUGUCCUUCUAGAUGGUAGCAGUUGUGGGGUUGGAAGGUACUUUCUAAGGAUUUUUGGUGCAUUGCUGCAGUGCAUCCUGUGAUUUUUUUUGUGGCUCUGAUUACAGGAAUUGGGGCAUCAUGUUAUAUGAAACAUUGAUAUGGCCAUAUCUGGAUUAAUCAUAUAGUCCUAGUUGUCUUGCAGUGAGAAGGAGGUUAUUAAAUUGGAAAGGGUGCAAAAAAGUUUUGCAAUGAUGUUACUGAUACUGGAAGAUUUGAGGCAGAAGGACAUGCUGGGACUUUUCUCCCUGGAGCAUAGGAGGCUGAGGGAUGACCUUAUAGAGGUUUAUAAAGUUGUGAGAGGGCAUAGAUAAAGUGAAUAGCCAAGGUCUUUCCCCUGAGGUAGGGGAGUCCAAAACUAGAGGGCAUAGGUUUAAGGUGAGGGAAAAUAUUUCACACAGGCUUGGUUUGUAUGUGGAAUGAAAUGCCAGUGCUAGAGACAGGUACAAUUACAACAUUUCAAAGAAAUUUGGAUAGGUACAUAGGAAAGUUGAGAGGGAUAUGGGCCAAACUCAGGCAAAUGGGACUAGUUCAGUUUUGGAAACCAGGCUGGCAUAGAUGAGUUGGACCAAAGGGUCCAUUUCUGUGCUGUAUGACUCUAUGAUUGAACGAGCUGCAAAUCAAGUGGGCUACUUUGUGCAGGAUGGUGUCACACUUUCCGAGUGUUGUUGCUGUGCAAUUGGGUCCUGGUCAUGCUGCAAAGCAGGCUGCACCCACUAGAAUAUUAUCUUGUUUUCAGGAAACCUGGACCAUUGCAAUCCCAAUGCCAGUAGUAAUAAAAUCAAAAAGUGCAGGUGAUACCCAUCAAUGGGUAUAGUGGAAUUUUGUUGGAUUGUUAAUGGGCAAUUAAAGUUGUUAAUUUGUUGGUUACAUUGUUGAUUUUGAAGAACACUGUCAGGAUUUUAAUUUCUUUGUGUUACACUCUUUGUUGCCUUGUUUGAAUCUUCGUUGAU